This is a messenger RNA of Hibiscus syriacus, 673 nucleotides long. Its product is annotated as preprotein translocase subunit SECE1-like. Gene Ontology annotation, cellular component: chloroplast thylakoid membrane. NCBI's taxonomy places the organism in Eukaryota, Viridiplantae, Streptophyta, Magnoliopsida, Malvales, Malvaceae. The coding region runs from base 38 to 565 and encodes 175 amino acids. The transcript has a single exon. The record is from RefSeq and is a predicted model, not a curated record.
UUACUUAUCCGCCCAAUCUUUUAAACUCCGGCGGAGAAUGGCGGCGUCGCUGCUAUUACCAUUCGCAUCUCCGACGAAAACAGCUGCUCUUACUCUGACCUACUCGCAUUCGAAAUCAGUCAUCGCCAGUCGCCAUGUCUUCUCAAUCCCUUCGAAAACCAAACAUCUUCCCAAAGUCUCCGGGGACACAAACAAAUAUCGGUUGUUUCCCAUUAAGGCCAUCGAAGAAAGCAAGGAGAGCGUGGAAGAUUCUGUGACCGCAAAGGAAGCGGAGGCAGAGGUGGAGGCUUCGUCGAGUGAGGAAAGCGAGUUGAGCGCCAUAGGAGCGGAGAUAAAGAAGGCGAUAAAGGAGAGAGAAGCGAACAGUGAUAGCCUUGCCGGAGGAGUUGCGGAGGAGAUAAGGGAAAUAGAGUGGCCCGCGUUUGGUAAAGUGUUGGGGACCACCGGCGUUGUCCUUGGUGUUAUUGCCGGUUCCAGUGUCGUUUUACUCACUGUUAAUGCCGUUUUGGCUGAGCUUUCUGAUCGUGUUUUUGCCGGUAAAGGCGUCCAAGAUUUCUUCAGCUGAUUUUUCUUUUUCAAUUGCAGUUUUAAUUGUAAUUUGAUUGUUAAUUCAUAUGUUAAGAGGCUUUUGUUUGAUGACCGUGCUUUGAUUAUGAAUGUUUUUUGUUCAUUA